Messenger RNA from Motacilla alba alba, 3159 nucleotides. RefSeq names its product PX domain containing serine/threonine kinase like (gene PXK). The transcript is spliced from 18 exons. The record is from RefSeq and is a predicted model, not a curated record. NCBI's taxonomy places the organism in Eukaryota, Metazoa, Chordata, Aves, Passeriformes, Motacillidae. Gene Ontology annotation, biological process: protein phosphorylation; protein targeting to lysosome; endosome to lysosome transport. Gene Ontology annotation, cellular component: extrinsic component of endosome membrane; late endosome; early endosome. The coding region runs from base 137 to 1861 and encodes 574 amino acids. Gene Ontology annotation, molecular function: ATP binding; phosphatidylinositol binding; actin binding.
CGGCGGCAGCGGCGGGCGGCGGCGCUAAGGCCCCGCGGCGGCGGCGGUGGCGCUGCCGUGUUGACAGCGGCGGCCGCGCCGGGAGCUGCCCCGGGAAGCGGGUUGGCGGCGCCGGUUGUCCGCUCCCAGCUCCGCUAUGGCCUUCAUGGAGAAGCCGCCGGCCGGCAAGGUGCUGCUGGACGACACGGUGCCGCUGACAGCGCAGAUCGAGGCGAGCCAGAGCCUGCACUCGCACACGGAAUACAUAAUCCGUGUCCAGAGAGGAGUUUCAACAGAGAACAGUUGGCAGAUUGUGAGGCGAUAUAGUGACUUUGACUUGUUGAAUAAUAGCCUGCAGAUCUCAACUCUAAGUCUACCUCUUCCUCCAAAAAAGUUGAUUGGAAAUAUGGAGCGUGAAUUCAUCGCUGAAAGACAGAAGGGACUCCAGGCCUACCUGGAUGUAAUCACUACCCAUCACAUACUGUCCAACUGUGAACUGGUAAAGAAAUUCUUGGACCCAAACAGCUAUUCUGUAAAUUACACUGAAAUUGCCUUACAGCACGUUUCAAUGUUCUUCCGAUCAGAGCCAAAGUGGGAAGUAGUUGAACCAUUAAAAGAUAUUGGCUGGCGAAUACGUAAGAAAUAUUUCUUAAUGAAAAUUAAGAAUCAACCAAAGGAACGGCUAGUGUUAAGCUGGGCUGAUCUUGGCCCUGAUAAAUACUUGUCUGACAGAGACUUACAGUAUGCUGUGAAACUUCUUUCUUCCUGUUCUCAUCCCUAUAUUUACAAAAUCACUUUUGCUACUGCCAACGAAUCUUCAGCGCUGGUUAUUAGACCCUUCAGUGAAAAAGGGACACUAAAGGACCUUAUUUAUAAGGCAAAGCCAAAAGACCCAUUCCUGAAGAAGUAUUGCAAUCCUAAAAAAAUUCAAGGUCUUGAACUUCAGCAAAUAAAAACAUAUGGAAGGCAAAUAUUAGAGGUAUUAAAAUUCCUCCAUGAGAAAGGAUUUCCUUAUGGCCAUCUUCACUCUGCCAAUGUGAUGCUGGAUGGGGAUACCUGCAAGUUACUGGAUCUAGAAAAUUCCUUGUUGGGACUUCCAUCAUUUUAUCGAUCAUACUUUUCCCAGUUUCGGAAAAUUAAUACUUUAGAGGGCGUUGAUGUUCAUUGCUUUGGACACUUACUGUACGAAAUGACCUAUGGGAGACCUCCAGACACGAUUCCAGUGGAGAGCUUCCCCCCUGCUCCAUCAGUGUUUGUUGUGUCAGUGUUGGAGUCCAUUCUGACUUGUGAAGCUCUGAAGAAUGGGAUGCCAACUGUCUCACGGCUCUUACAGAUGCCAUUAUUCAGUGAUGUCCUGCUAACAAACUCUGAGAAACCACAGUUUAAGAUUCCUACUAAGCUAAAAGAGGCACUGAAAAUCUCCAAGGAAUGCAUAGAAAAGCGAUUAACAGAAGAACAGAAAUUGAUUCACCAGCACAGAAGGCUGACAAGAGCUCAAUCUCAUCAUGGCUCUGAAGAAGAAAAAAAGAAAAGGAAGAUCUUGGCACGAAAAAAGUCAAAACGCUCUGCCAAUGAAAGUGGGGAAGAACACUCAGCCAAAUACAGCAACUCAAAUAACUCAGCAGGCUCUGGGGCGAGUUCCCCUUUAACAUCUCCAUCAUCCCCCACUCCGCCCUCCACAGCAGGAGCAUCGUCCAUACCCCCAGCGCCGCCCCCGCCGCCCCCGCCACCAGCAGCUCCCCCCCCGAGCACAGAGGCGCCCACGGCGCGGCCCGACGUCAGCGCAAGCCGCGGAGCCUUGCUCAGCUCCAUCCAAAACUUUCAGAAAGGAACUCUGAAGAAAACACAGACGUGCGACUACAGUGCUCCCAGGAUCAGCUGAGGCCACUGCGCACGCCAGGAUUCAAUUCCCUCUCCCCCUCCUGUGCUGACCCUCCUGACCAGCAACUGACCCACCAGCACACAGCAGCUGCAGCUCCCUUCUCCCUGGUUUCAGCUUUCCUGAGCAGCAGCACUGCCCUGCCCGAGCUGCUCUGCCCUGCUGGGAUAAGUACUCCGGUCUUUACUUGGCUGCAGGAACUGUGUUCUCUAGCUACAGCUUCAGGGGUACAGCAACUCCUAUAUAGCUGAAUAAAAAAAUCUGAAAAUAGGAAUGACCACGAUGAUGCUAAAUUAAUGCAUUCCUCCUAGCUCCAUUCCACCCCAUUGCCCAAAUUACAGGAAUGUAGUUUUAGUCUGCUCAGUUUUUCAGCUCUUUUCGUGCACUUGUAACUCAUCUUAAUUCUCGCUGUAUGGAGUCAACAAUUUGUUUUACAGAAUCCAACCCUUAAAACAUACCGCACAGGUGAGGGAACUGGAGAAUUAAAUCUUAUUCCCACCAUGUUUUGCUGGUGGAUUAAAAUGCUGUCUGAUGAAACUUGUUUAAAUGGACAUCCUACCUGCAACUCUAGGGGAAAGUUUUUAAAUGAGGAAGCAGUUGAAGUGGGAGGUUAUAGGGCACUGGGAUGUUAUUGUUGAUUUAAUUAAAUGAAAAGUUACUUCAAGUUAAUUCUAUCAUUUAAACUUUAUUGAAAGAUCCUUUUUGAUUUAAAACCUUAAACAAAUUGCACUUUAAAGGAUUAUAGAUAAUCCAUUUUUUUAAAUUCAAGUACAUCAGUGUUUGUUACUAUGCAGAGAAUGUCUGUACAAAGUUUCAUGUAACCUGUGAUAUUCAGUCAUUUUUAUUAAAAUGUUAAUGGAAUUCCUUCAGCAGCAUGUGGUGGGUAUGUUCCAGUGGGAUUCAACCUCCAAGCCAGAGCUCCCAAGAACUGAACAGCACCUCUGCUAAAGGAAAUACCCUGGGGAGUAUUCCUGGCUCUGCAGAAACAGGAGCCAAGCUCUUCUGUCUGCUUACAGAAGAUGCUCUCCCCCCAUUUACCUGAGGGGCAGAACAGACCCUGCUGCACAGGCUCCUCAAGGCAGCUUUCCCUCUGGCCCAGCAGCUGCUGAGGGAAGCCUGGCAGAGCUCCCUGGGCUGCAGUGACCUCCUAAAGGCUGCUCUGAAUGUGUACCAGCUCUUCAUACACAGUCCACACACCUGCUGCUUAAGCUCAGUGCAGCUGAAUAAACUAACUCAUUUUGCACUGCAAGAACUAUAGUAAGAGUGUGCUGUUGUCAGCCCAGGUGGGGAGUUAAAAAAAA